Alternaria arborescens is the source of this 1272-nucleotide messenger RNA. RefSeq lists its product as hypothetical. Gene Ontology annotation, biological process: DNA-templated transcription. Lineage: Eukaryota; Fungi; Ascomycota; Dothideomycetes; Pleosporales; Pleosporaceae. The record is from RefSeq and is a predicted model, not a curated record. The transcript has a single exon. Bases 1 to 1272 code for a protein of 423 amino acids. Gene Ontology annotation, cellular component: nucleus. Gene Ontology annotation, molecular function: DNA binding; zinc ion binding.
AUGGACGAUGCGACCAAUGACCGGGUACCGCAUAUAGUGCUCUAUGCUAUCUUUGCGCUUGCUGCAAGAUUCUCUACCGACGAGUUCUUUGACGGAACUGAUCCGAGAGAAAGGGGCGAGGUCUACCGUGCAUCAAGCGAGAAGCUCUUCAGUAUCCGCGAGCUCACCCCUGUAACGGUUCAGGUAUGCGUUUUGCUGGGAGCAUAUGCCGCUGCGAGUGGCGAGACAGACGUCGAGAACCUAUACUACAGUAUGGGCGGAAGGCUAGCUCUAGCCCUUGAUCUUCCCAAUCAUCCGGUCACUAGCCUGGUGGAACGCGAAGUCAACAUCAGAACUUGGUGGACUCUAUGUAUGGUUGAUGUCUGGUCAUCCACAGCCGUGAGACUACCACGUAUCAUGCCAUUCGAUAGCGCUGUGCCCCUUCCAGUGGAUGAGAUACCGUUCUCCGUAAUGAAUAACGAUCUAAGGGGAGACUUCAGCGACCAAACGCCGUACCUUAACUCUCCCCUCCUUGCUGAAAUGGUAAAGCUCAACCGGAUUCUGGCAAGAAUCAUCGACUUCAAUCGAGUGUGCGUAUCAGAACAUCUCGAAGGCCCACCACUUGAAAGAGGCAUACGAGAACUUUCUCGCGAUCUCGACGUCUGGUUAGAGGAAAUCCCGCACCAGAUGCGUGAUACGCCAGCAAAUCUCGAAGCCUUCGCAUCGCGUGGCCUUGGCCGAAUGUUCAUAGCUGUGUAUCUUGGCUAUUAUCAUUACGGGCUGCUUCUCAACUACCAAUUUUUGUCUUCGUCAAUUGACGCGCCAACCGACUCUGCAAAAUAUGCUGACGCCUGCAAGCAACAUGCAGCCCGACUAUGCGCCCUCGUCUAUCGCUCGCAUUCUACAUCUGGUAAUGAAGUUUUGUAUUCGGCAGUUUCACACAUUCUCGUCGUUGCUUCCACUGUCCAGAUCCAUACCCUACUCUUUUCUGGCGACGAGGGUGAGAUACGUUUAUCGAAGUCCAGGUUGGAACGCAACUUUGAGAUACUCUUGCGUCUGAAAACGUAUUGGCCAAGUGUUGACGGCGCGAUGAGUCGUCUACGGGCGUUUCAUCAAACUUGUCUCCGAAGCAAAGAGACGAGCUUCGUUCUUGAUCGAUGGUUGCUGCGCUUUCUGGUGCAGUUCGCACCUCAUAUGGAGCUCGAGCCGAGGGACAAUGAUCCCGAGUACGAAGCACUACUCGCGUUAAGCAGGCAAUCCCCGCUAUCGUGCUAUUCAGGAUUAUCUCUGUAA